UCUAACGUGGUCUGUUGGUGUUGUCCCGUAGAGUGAACUCACAAAAACUGAGCAACAUAAAACAGAUGGGUUACCGUUAUUUCAGUUUGUUCCCUGGACGUGACAGGACUCAGACCUGACUCCCGCUGUUGCUUGAAAAGAAUCCGACAAUAUCUUGGGCAAACUAAAGUUGUGUGUCCACCCGUGGCUCAGACCAACUCUCUGCGCAACUUUGGACUGUGUCAGGAGAAACCAACUUUUCUAGGGAAAGAUGUCAGUGAGCAACCACGAGAACCGGAAGUCGAGAUCGAGUUCCGGGUCCAUGAACAUCCAGCUGUUCCACAAGGCAUCCCACGCAGACAGCCUGCUGACCCAGCUGAACCUGCUGCGCAAGCGGAGGGUCUUCACGGACGUGGUGCUGCGGGCGGGGAACCGGGCCUUCCCCUGCCACCGGGCCGUGCUGGCCUCCUGCAGCCGCUACUUUGAGGCCAUGUUCAGCGGUGGCCUGAAGGAGAGCCGGGACGCGGAGGUCAACUUCCACGACUCCCUGCACCCCGAGGUCCUGGAGCUGCUGCUGGACUACGCCUACUCCGCCCGGGUCAUCAUCAACGAAGAGAACGCAGAGUCCCUCCUUGAGGCCGGGGACAUGCUCCAGUUCCACGACAUCCGGGACGCGUCGGCCGAGUUCCUCGAGAAGAACCUGCACCCCUCCAACUGCCUGGGAAUGAUGCUGCUGUCGGAUGCCCACCAGUGCGAGCGGCUGUAUGAGCUCUCCUGGAGGAUGUGCCUGGCCAACUUCGCCUCCCUCUUCAAGACCGAAGACUUCCUCAGCCUGCCGAAAGACAAGGUCCAGGAGCUGAUCUUCAGCGAGGAGCUGGAGGUGGAGGACGAGAGCCUGGUGUACGAGGCCGUCAUCGACUGGGUUAAAGCUGACAUGGAGAGGAGGCACAGCGACCUGCCGGAGCUGCUGCGAUGCGUGCGCCUCGCCCUGCUCCCAGAGUCCUACCUGCUGAAGAACGUCGCCUCCGAGGAGCUGGUCAUGGGGCACAAGGUGGGCCGCGAGAUCGUGGAAGACGCGGUCCGCUGCAAGAUGAGGAUCCUGCAGAACGACGGCGUCGUCACCGGCUUUUGCGCUCGGCCCCGGAAGGUCAGCCAGGCCCUACUGCUGCUGGGCGGCCAGACUUUCAUGUGUGACAAGGUCUACAUGAUCGACCACAAGACCAAAGAGAUCACCCCCAAGACGGACAUCCCCAGCCCUCGGAAGGAGUGCAGCGCGUGUGCCAUCGGCUGCAAGGUGUACGUCACGGGGGGCAGGGGGUCUGAGAACGGGGCCUCCAAGGACGUGUGGGUGUACGACACCCUGCAUGACGAGUGGUCCAAAGCCGCGCCCAUGCUAGUUGCCAGGUUCGGUCACGGAUCAGCCGAGCUCGACCACAUCCUGUACGUGGUGGGCGGCCACACCUCUCUGGCUGGCUCCUUCCCGGCCUCCCCGUCGGUGUCCCUCAAACAAGUCGAACAGUACGACCCGCAGACAAACAAAUGGACCUUGGUGGCUCCCCUUCGGGAAGGAGUGAGCAAUGCUGCCGUCGUAGGGGCCAAGAACAAGCUCUUUGCCUUUGGCGGCACCAGUGUCAACCGGGACAAGUUACCAAAGGUCCAGUGUUUCGACCCUCUCCAGAAUCGAUGGACGGUGCCCGCUUCGUGCCCUCAGCUCUGGCGUUACACGGCAGCGGCCGUGGUGGGCAACCACGUCGUCGUGAUCGGUGGCGACACGGAGUUCUCCGCCAGCUCGGCGUACCGCUUCAACAGCGAGACCUACCAGUGGUCCAAAUUCGGGGACGUCACGGCCAAGAGGAUCAGCUGCCACGCGGUGGCAUCUGGCAACCGCCUGUACGUGGUGGGGGGCUACUUUGGCGCCCAACGGUGUAAAACCCUGGACUGUUAUGACCCCUCCACGGACACAUGGGACAGCGUCACCAGUGUGCCGUACUCUCUAAUUCCCACUGCAUUCGUCAGCACAUGGAAGUAUCUGUCUGCCUAGAACAGAGGACGCAGCAUUCAGUUGAUCUGCAGUGUUGUCUGGAAUGUGGGCGUGCAUCUCCCCUUGAUGGUACUGGAAUGCUGUGGAGGGGGGAGUGAGAGAAAGAUGAAAACCCCACAGCAGUCGGAAUCACGUGGACCUCGCACCAGACCGGCGUGGCAGAGAGGGACCUAAGGUCACGGAGUGGCCCGUGGAAACUGGAAUCCUGCCUCCUCCUGUCUGCUGCCCUGCACUUUGCCCUGCUCCUUCUCCUGAGUCUCCCUGCUGCUGCUACAAGCAGGAGCCGCGCCGGUGCAGCUCUGCGCUGCGGCAUUAGAACUGCGCAAGCGUCCGAGCGGGGACUGCAAUGCAGACGCAAUGCGGCAGAGCCUUGUGUGGCUGGGCUCUAACUGGGGCCUGUCAGAGUG
Molecule: messenger RNA, 2427 nt
Organism: Megalops cyprinoides (Indo-Pacific tarpon)
Lineage: Eukaryota; Metazoa; Chordata; Actinopteri; Elopiformes; Megalopidae
Gene: enc3
Product: ectodermal-neural cortex 3
Exons: 3
Coding region: 251-2020 (589 amino acids)
Molecular function (GO): protein binding
Source: RefSeq, a predicted model, not a curated record